This is a messenger RNA of Pseudoliparis swirei, 3153 nucleotides long. RefSeq names its product FYN binding protein b (gene fyb1b). Gene Ontology annotation, cellular component: plasma membrane. Gene Ontology annotation, molecular function: protein binding. The coding region runs from base 283 to 2685 and encodes 800 amino acids. The transcript is spliced from 19 exons. NCBI's taxonomy places the organism in Eukaryota, Metazoa, Chordata, Actinopteri, Perciformes, Liparidae. The record is from RefSeq and is a predicted model, not a curated record. Gene Ontology annotation, biological process: protein localization to plasma membrane; T cell receptor signaling pathway; integrin-mediated signaling pathway.
UGUUUAAUACGGUUGCAAACACGUCACAGUGUUUUUUUCUGAAGCCCUGCCACCGUGUGAGUGGGCCCCAGUUGUUGAGCACAGAGGGAAACUGCAGGGAGUUUGCCAGAAUAGGCAAAUCCAUGAGAUCAAAACAUACAGAUAACGCUAUGGGACUCACAAAACACACAUACCACUGAGAGGGGAAGUAGUUUGCUCAUGCAGCUGACAGGACUGGAGUGUCCACCCCCCCCUUCACACACAAACACAGAGUCUCACAUGUAAUACUUGGUCACACUCGUCAUGCCCAUUAUCUCGGUACCUCUCUCUCUCUCUCUCUCGAAACAGAAACUCACACAGAGACACCGAACAAACACUCUCUGCGACACUUUUCACAUCGACCGUUCAGGCGAAGCAGCGUCGCCUUGGAUUGCUAUCCUCAGCAUGGAAAAGAAAGCUGACGUGAAGGCCAUGAUGGCUCGCUUCCAACCGGGUGGGGCGAAUGUUGAUGAAACUUGUUCCUUACCAGCUGGACGCAUCAGACAACCCCUGCAGCCCACCCUCUCCUCCAUUCCAACCCUACAGACAAAGACACCUGUCUCGGAGAGCCUCUCGGGCAGCGUGGUGAACAUUCCUCAAAAACCCAAUUUUCUGAAAUCUAAAAGUGACUUAGAGGCACAUGAACCAAACACAACUAAAGCCCUGGCUGGCAGGUUUGGAAACAUCCAGGAUGACACCAACACCAAACCUUUUAUUGUGAAUAAACAGCAGCUUCCCAUGAAGCCACCGUUCAGCAAGCCCUCUCUGAGCUCCACUCUGCCCGACUCCAAACCUGGCUUUUCUAAACCAGCGCUUACCUCCAAGCCCAGCUGGUUGAAAGAAGACAGUUGUGGAGGUUUACAAAAGAAGCCGAGCAGCAGCUUUGUAAGAUUGCGGCAGCAAAAUGAAGAGAUGGCAGAACCCGGCACGAACGUUGCAAACAAACCUUCGCCUCUGUCGAACUGCGCUUUUAAGGCCCCGUCCAACAUCAGGACUGCUCAGAAUAACUUCAACAAGGAAUCAGAGAGCGGCGGGAAAACAGACGGAGCCAACAAACCGAUCCUCAAUCCCGCUAACUCCAUCCCCCCUCCAAAACCUCCAGCCAAUAGAAAACCUAGCCUCAGAAAACCUGGAAACCUUUCUCCUCAGACUAGCAGCAACAUUAGUGACGGCGCUUCCAGCCCCAAGAAGAACCCCCUCCCCAACAGUCUAUCUUUGGGCCCUGCUCCUGCCAAGCCCAACCGACCCCCCAGAGUCAACCUGGAGAGCUUUACAAGAGGUGCUGUGGCUUCUGAUGAUGGUCCUGGCGCCUUUAAGAAACCCAUCCACCCAACUCUUUUGGCCUCUCACCCCAGUAACCAUAUUAACCAUGUGACCCCGGCUCAACCCCCUCAGACGGCAGUUCCUAUUCUGCCCUCACGGCACCCUGGAGCCAUGAUCCAGCAAGAUGACUGCUAUGAUGACAUAGAUGAAUUUAACAGCGCUCCUCCACCACUACCACCAUCCACAGGUCACCCAAGUCAGAGGGCAAAGGCCCAGGAGGAAGAGGAGGAGGAUGGCGCUAGUGAAGAGAUGUAUGAGGAUCUUGAUGAACGAUGGGAAGUGGCUGAACAACAACAAGAGAAGAAGAAGGAGAAAGAUGACAAGGAGGAGAAGAAACGACUGGAGGCUGAGAAGAAGGAGCAGAAGGAACGUGAGAAGAAGGAGCAAGAUGCCAGAAAGAAAUUCAAAUUGGUUGGCCCUCUGGAGGCCAUCCACCAAGGGAAGGCUUGUGUGGAUUGCAGAAGCAGCAAGAACGACAUUGGUCUGAAGCAGGGAGACUGUCUUGACAUCAUACGUGUCCAGGGCAACCCGGAGGGAAAGUGGUUGGGACGGACGCUGGAUGGAUCCAUCGGUUAUGUAAAGACCACGGCCGUGGAAAUUGACUUUAACUCUCUGAAGAAUCGUCACCCUCAGCAGGCGUACGCCCCCGAGGUAUACGAUGACAUCGACGUGGUCUCUGCUGAUAAAAGUGGGAUGAAAGGACAGGGAGUUGUCCUGCCCCCGCCGCCAGGAGACGAAGGAGACAUAUAUGAUGAUAUUCUUGAUGUAAACCUGGAAGUCAGUCCCAUGGACUCCAGGUCCUCUUUUGCGAAGCCUCGUAACUUCCUGCGGAUGUUUGAGCGGAGCAGACGUCCUGCCAGCCCUAAAGUAGUGCCUCCACCCAGCCAGUUUACUGCAGAGGGGAAUUCAGAUCAUCUAGGAGAAACAAUAGAUGAGGAGAUAUAUGAUGAUGUUGACUCUCAAAAUCUGCCUCCCCCUCCUCCCAUCAGCAGCCUUCCACUUCUGAAAGGCAAAAGCAAAAUGGACGAGAUGGACCCGAAGAAGCAGAAAAAGUUUGAGAAAGAGGAGAAGGACUUCAGGAAAAAGUUUAAAUAUGAAGGGGAGAUACAGGUGCUGUACCAGGUGACCAUCUCCCCGACACUGACCUGUAAGAAGUGGAGCGCCAAAGAGCUUCCAGUCAAAGCAGGAGAGAAACUUGACGUCAUCGUUAAGGCCGUGGACAACAAACUGAUCUGUCGGACCGAGGAGGGAAAGUUUGGCUAUGUAUCGGCCAGCCACGUUGACAUGAACGAUGGAGAUAUCUACGAUGACAUUGGAGAUGAUUGCAUCUAUGACAACGAUUAGAAACAUCCUGCACUGGGUUUAUUGUUUUACACUGAUAUUGCUCAUGUUAUGUUCAUAAGUUGCUUUCAGUUUGCCUGAUAAUCAGACAGAAUUGUCAUUUUUGUUUUGUUUCCUCAAAGACAACAAAACUAAAGAAUGUAACGGGAUCAUAUUACUUGUGGCAUAUCAGCGAAGUGGAAAACGUUUGUUUGAACACUGUUUGCAUAUCUCUGUUUGCCUUUUGAGCCUCCACAGCACUGUACAUGUAACCUUCUACCAUUAUAUAAUAAUAGCUAUAUGUUGUAAACAUUACUUGAUAUUUUGUCUUCAGUUAAUGUCCAUGAUAUGAUGAUGUGUGUAUACUCCAUUGCUUUCUGUACUCCCAAACUCAAGUUCCUACAUGUGGACUAAACAACUGUUCUAGUGCCAAUGUUCCUCUUGAAUACUGUACAUACACUUGUGAAAAAUAUAAAUUUCGAUUUUUCUCUA